AUGGGGACAAGGGAGAGGCGGAGACCUCCUGCAGAGCCGGCGGUGGCCAGGCAAUGUGACGUCAUCAACAGCCCCAAGCUGGCAGGUGAGCUGCAGGGAGCCAACCUGGGAAGCCUUUUGCCCCCCAGGCAGAUCCAGCUGCUGGAGGCCACGUUCCUGUCCAACGAGGCGGCCAACGUGAGGGAGCUGAUCAGCCGAGCCCUGCACCUGGAGGCACAGCGCUGGGCCCAGGAUGAGGCCCCCCAGAGCUUGGACGGCCACUGCCACAGCGAGCUGGCCAUCGACAUCAUCCAGAUCAUUUCCCAGGGCCAGGCCAAGGCCGAGAGCAUCACCCUGGAGCUGGGCGCGCAGAUCAGGCCGGUGCUGCUGGCUGAGCUGUUCAUGUUCCUGAGCAGCUACGAGCGCUCCUUUAAGGAAUUUCUGGAGAGAUACAAACAUCUGAGAAACUACAGGGCCAACGUCAUUGCCAACAUCAACAACUGCCAGCUGUUCCGGUCAUCUGUAGAGCAGAAGUGGCAGAUGUGUCAGGCCCUCCCGAGCUACCUGCUGGCCCCCCUGAAUGAGAUCAAGACCCGCGGGUUUGACGUCCUGCUCCAGAACCUGUUUGGGGACCUGAAGCCGCUGUUCAGGCAGUUCACGCUGACGCACUGGGCAGCGCCGGAGCAGACCCUGGAGGAAAUCCUCGAGGCCGUGCGGGCCGGGCUGCCGGAGUUCUCUGCGCUCCACCUCGGCUUUCGCGAGGAGCUCAUGGAGAUCGUCCACCUGCACCUGGUGAAGGAGUACAUCGCGCGCCUCAGCAAGCGGCGCCUGGUGCUCAAGACGGCAGAGCAGCAGCAGCAGCUGGCACGACACAUCCAGGCCAACGCGGAGGCCAUCCGGGACUUCUGCACGCAGCAUGGCUCCCAGGCCAGCUGGCUGCAGGACGCCCUCCCCACACUGGCGGAGAUCAUUCGUCUGCAAGACCCCAAUGCCAUCAAGAUCUCGGUAGCCACUUAUGCCACAUGGUACCCCGACUUCAGCAAAGGGCACCUGAGCGCCAUCUUGGCCAUCAAGGGGAACCUGUCGAGCAGCGAGGCCAGGGGCAUCCGGAGCAUCCUGGACGUCAGCAUGGGCGGGCAGGAGCCCUCCAAGUCCCUGUUCUCGCUUAUAAAGGUCAGCUAGCUCUCCCUGCGGCCUGACCUGCCCGUGUGUGCCCAGCACCGGACUCUCCUCGCCCGCCUGGCAGCCCCGCUACUGCCGCUGCCCAACCCUGCUGAAGGCUCGGGCCGCUGGGCCGCUGGCCUCGGACAGGCCCUGGUCUGGUGACGCGCCUGUUGGGGACAAGGCACCCGCCCGGGGCCCCAAGCAACUCCCGCAAAUGCCAGUUGACCCAAGUGCGAUGGAGGGAGAGGCCGGGCUGAGACGCCCGUGCCCCAUGGCGCCUGCCAGAGCCAUCCUCACGCCUGGGCAGCUCCUGAGCCUGCUGUACCGCCCGUGGCCUUGGCCUGGCCAGGACAGAAGGCAGAGCUGGUGGGGAACCAAGGGGCCUGGAAAGGGGGAGGGCCCCCAGCUCCAGACAGCCCCUGGACCCCUGCAGGCAGACCCCAGCCCUUUCUCAGCCCCCAGGCAGGGCCUGGCCAUGGGCGAGGUCCCGCGACUGCCCUAAAAGUCUCCACAAAGACUUCCGGCCUGAACACGUCGCCCCAGCGGGCUGACCACACAGGCCCAGCGGGCUGCAUGGGUUCCAGGAGGAUUUGCUGGCCGUCUGGCUUCCCCAGCCUCCGUGUGUGGCCUCCUUCGGCCAGCGGGCUGCGGGCCCUCAUGCCCGGCACUCGCGUCCACCUUCCCUUGGGGCCCUGCACGCACGGCCUUUGACCUGUGCCCCGGCCCCAGGCCUGCGCACCUCUCCCUGGGUGGCAGGGCUGUUCCACGACACCGCCUGCCACGUGACCACCCUUGUCACGGGCCCCAGGGACCAGGACGUAAACGCGGGGCAUCCUUCUGCGCCCUCCGCCCCUGCCCUGUGGGGUGCGUUCCCUUCUCCCUCCUUGUCUCUGCCGGCCCAGACCCCCCUCACAGGGCUCCUCUGGCCCCGAGGAGUCUCCGCGUCUGGCCUCUGCGGAGCCAAGGUGGGGCUGGGCCUGCGCCCAGGUACCCUGUGAGCGGGCGGCACCGUGGGGUGUCGUCACGUUGAUGGCACUGCUUUUGUCUGUCCUCGGGACAAGAUCCAGGAUUUGUCUGGCUGAAAUA
This is a messenger RNA of Condylura cristata (star-nosed mole), 2229 nucleotides long. RefSeq names its product tumor necrosis factor alpha-induced protein 2. Gene Ontology annotation, cellular component: exocyst. The transcript is spliced from 10 exons. The coding region runs from base 1 to 1161 and encodes 386 amino acids. Lineage: Eukaryota; Metazoa; Chordata; Mammalia; Eulipotyphla; Talpidae. The record is from RefSeq and is a predicted model, not a curated record. Gene Ontology annotation, biological process: exocyst localization; exocytosis. Gene Ontology annotation, molecular function: SNARE binding.